AUGCGUCUGAUCUCGCGACGCAUAUCUGCAGCUAGAUUCUGGUGGGACGACGUUCUCAUUGUGAUCAGUUUGCUGGAUUCCUAUGCAACUUACGUCAUGGUCUUCAUUGAUAUUCAUCAUGGCAUGGGACGUCACGCCCAAUUUGUCGAAGUACCUCAAAGAAUGGUGCUGCUGAAAAUGAUCUACGCCAGCGACGUCAACUACCCCUUCAGUAUCUCCACCAUUAAGCUCGCCAUUCUCUUAUUCUACCUACGGCUCUUCGGAUCGCGCACAGGCUUCAGGAAAGUCCUCUAUAUGACCGGCGCCCUCGUCAUCAGCUGUUUUAUUGGCAAAUCUUUCACGGCUAUCUUCAGGUGCACUCCCAUAAGCGCCGCCUUCGUUUCCGAUACGUUCUAUCAGGAGCAACAUUGCAUUGACACCAAUGCCUACCUCAUUCCCACGUCUGUUUUCAAUGUAACGCUCGAUGUCUGGAUUCUCGUUCUACCACUUUACAUCGUUUGGACGCUGAAGCUCUCGCCAAGGCGGAAGUGCGGAUUGAGUGGUAUCUUUUUGCUGGGUGCAUUCACCAUUGGCGCAAGCAUAGCAAGGACAUAUUUUGUAUUCAACGUUGACCUCUCGGACAUUACUUGGUCCUCCGUCACCCCAAUCAAUUGGUCCAGCGUCGAAACCAGCGUUGGUAUCAUCAGCGCUUGUCUCCCAACCCUCCUGCCGGUCCUCGGGGUCUUGGACCGCAAAGUCCAGAAGACCACAACUUUCUGGCGCAGGCUCAUCAAUAGAAGUAAGGACCUGUGGUACUUGGACUCCUCGGUAAGACAGAAAGAAGAAACGCAUCCCACAUCGAAUGAGAAGAUGGCGGCGCCCCCAUUGUCUCUGGGUGAUGUCAGCUGGCGGAGGCCCAAUGACGAAGGCUUUGGGUACGACGAUGCAUUCAAGGAAAAUGGAUUGAAACAUCCAUCGCCGUAA
Letharia columbiana is the source of this 963-nucleotide messenger RNA. RefSeq lists its product as uncharacterized. The record is from RefSeq and is a predicted model, not a curated record. Lineage: Eukaryota; Fungi; Ascomycota; Lecanoromycetes; Lecanorales; Parmeliaceae. The transcript has 7 exons. The coding region runs from base 1 to 963 and encodes 320 amino acids.